AUGACAUCGGCAACGGCGGACAAGACAGAGCAGAUACCAGGCCCGCCGGGCUACCCACUGGUGGGCAAUGCGCUCUCCAUCGACCGCGAGACCCCGCUGAGCACGUGGGAGGGCUGGGCCGACCAGUAUGGCGAGAUAUUCCGCGUCACGCUCCCUCAGGGGACCGUAGUCAUCGUUAGCUCUCAAAGGCUGGUGCACGAGCUCUGCGACGAGAAGCGGUUUCACAAACCCGUCAGGGGCGCGCUCCAGGAGAUCCGCAACGCCGUGCAUGACGGCCUCUUCACGGCGAGGGAGGACGAGCCCAGCUGGGGCAUCGCACACCGCAUCCUGAUGCCGGCGUUCGGCCCGGCAUCGAUCCAGGGCAUGUUCGACGAGAUGCACGAGGUCGCGUCGCAGCUGGCGCUCAAGUGGGCACGCCACGGCGCCGACGCCGACAUCAUGGUGACAGACGACUUCACGCGCCUGACGCUCGACACGCUCGCCCUGUGCGCCAUGGACUUCCGCUUCAACUCGUACUACCACGAUGACCUGCACCCUUUCAUCAACGCCAUGGCCGGCUUCCUGACCGAGUCGGGUGCCCGCGCGCUGCGGCCCGGCCUGGUGUCGGUCUUCUUCCGCGAGGCAAACCGCAAGUACUGGGACGACAUCGAGGUGCUGCGCCGCACAGCCCAGGGCGUGCUCGACUCGCGCCGCAAGCACCCCACCGGCCGCCGCGACCUGCUGGCCGCCAUGCUCGAAGGCAUCGACCCCAAGACGGGCCAGAAGCUGAGCGACGCGUCCAUCAUCGACAACCUCAUCACCUUCCUCAUCGCCGGCCACGAGACCACGUCGGGCCUGCUGAGCUUCGCCUUCUGCCAACUCAUCAAGCACCCGGCGGCCUACCGCAAGGCGCAAGAGGAGGUCGACCGCGUGGUCGGCAGCGGGCCGAUCCGGGUGGAGCACAUGAAGAAGCUCCCCUACAUCGCAGCAGUCCUCCGCGAGACGCUGCGGCUUUGUCCGACCAUCCCCGUGAUCGCGAGGCGCGCCAACGAGGACACCGUCAUCGGCGGCAAGUACGCCGUGCCCAAGGGCCAGAGCUUCCUGCUGCUGCUGGCGCGCUCGCACGUAGACCCGGCCGUGUACGGCGAGAGCGCCCGCGGCUUCGUGCCGGAGCGCAUGCUCGACGACAACUUCGAGCGCCUGAUGAAGGAGUACCCAGACUGCUGGAAGCCGUUCGGCAUCGGCAUGCGCGCCUGCAUCGGCCGCCCGUUCGCCUGGCAGGAGGCCAUGUUGGUGAUGACCAUGCUGCUGCAGAACUUCGACUUCGCCCUGUCCGACCCCAGCUACGAGCUGCGCUACAAGCAGACGCUGACCACCAAGCCCAAGGACUUCUACAUGCGCGCCACCCUGCGCCACGGCCUCACGCCCACCACCCUGGAGCGCCGUCUCGCCGGCGGUUCAAGUCCUGAGUCGUCGGGCGCCGCGCAGCAGCAGCCGGCAGCCAAUUCCAAACCGAACGGGGUGGCCCGUCCGUUGUCCGCGGCGGCCCGGGCGGACGCGAAGCCGAUGAGCAUCUUCUAUGGCUCCAACACGGGCACCUGCGAGAGCCUCGCCCACCGCCUCGCCACCGACGCGGCCGCCCACGGCUUCGCGGCGACCGUGAUCGAGCCAAUGGACGCGGCGACCGAGAAGCUGCCCACGGACCGGCCCGUCGUCGUCAUCACGGCCUCGUUUGAGGGCCAGCCGCCGGACAACGCCGCCGCGUUCUGCGGCUGGCUCGGCCGGCUCAAGGCGGCCGAGCUGCAGGGCGUGUCGUACGCCGUCUUCGGCUGCGGCCACCACGACUGGAACCAGACGUUCCACCGGGUCCCCAAGCUCGUCGACGGCACCAUGGCCGCGCGCGGCGCGUCGCGCAUCUGUGAGGCGGGCCUGUCGGACGUGGCCCAGGGCGACAUGUUCUCCGACUUUGAGCAGUGGGAGGACGACGUGUUCUGGCCGGCCAUCGGAGCAAAGUACGGCACGGCGGGCGCUGCUGCCGCCAACGGGGACGAGCACGGCGGCGACCCGCUGUCGGCCAGCCUCGAGGUGCGCUUCUCCACGCCCCGGUCGUCGACGCUCCGCCAGGACGUCAAGGAGGCCAGGGUGGUCGAGGAGCGCACCCUGACGGCGCCCGGGGCGCCGCCUAAGAAGCACAUCGACAUCCAGCUGCCCGCCGGCAUGUCGUACAAGGUGGGCGACUACCUCGCCGUGCUGCCCGUGAACCCCAAGGACAGCGUCAGCCGGGUGAUGCGGCGCUUCCACCUCUCGUGGGACUCGCACAUCACCAUCGACUCGGACCAGCUGACGGCCCUGCCGACGGGGACGCCCGUGCCUGUGUCCGACGUGCUGGGGUCGUACGUCGAGCUGUCGCAGCCGGCGACGAAGAGGGGCAUCCUCCGCCUCGCCGAGGCCGCCGGCGACGACGCCACGAAACAGCAGCUGCAGGCCCUCGCAGGUGGCGACGCGUACGCGCGGGAGAUUAGCCUCAAGCGGGCGUCCAUCCUCGACCUACUCGAGCGGUUCCCGUCCGUGGCGCUCCCCUUCGGCACCUUCCUGUCGCUGCUCCCGCCGAUGCGCCCGCGGCAGUACUCCAUCUCAUCGUCGCCGUCCGGCGCCGCCGGCCCCGCCCGCGCGACGCUGACCUACAGCCUCCUUGACGCGCCCGCGCUCGCCAACCCGGCCGUGCGCCACGUUGGCGUCGCCACCGCCUACCUCGCCUCCCUCCUCCCCGGCGACCAGCUGCAGCUGUCCGUGCGCCCGACCCACACCGCCUUCCGCCUGCCCAACGACAGCCACAAGACGCCCAUCAUCUGCGUGGCCGCCGGCGCCGGGCUAGCCCCCUUCCGCGGGUUCAUCCAGGAGCGCGCGGUGGCGGCGGCGCGGGGCAGCGCCAAAAGCCUGGCGCCGGCGCUCCUCUUCUUCGGCUGCCGCGGCCCGCAGCUCGACGACCUCUACCGGGCCGAGUUCGACGCCUGGCAGGCGCAGGGCGCCGUCGACGUGCGGCGGGCGUACAGCCGUGCCGCCGCGGAGGAGACGGCCGAGGCGAAGGGCUGCCGGCACGUGCAGGACCGGCUGUGGUACGACCGCGACGAGGUCAGGGCGCUGUGGGAGCGGGGCGCGCGCGUCUACGUGUGCGGCUCGCGCGCCGUCGGCGAGGCUGUCAGACGGAUGCUCGGCCGGAUCCUGCUGGGCGCAGACGCCGGCGAGGACGAGAUCGCGCGGUGGUAUGAGGGCGUGCGCAAUGCUCGGUAUGCCACGGAUGUGUUUGAUUAA
Thermothielavioides terrestris NRRL 8126 is the source of this 3291-nucleotide messenger RNA. RefSeq lists its product as uncharacterized. The record is from RefSeq and is a predicted model, not a curated record. Bases 1 to 3291 code for a protein of 1096 amino acids. Gene Ontology annotation, molecular function: NADPH-hemoprotein reductase activity; iron ion binding; aromatase activity. Gene Ontology annotation, cellular component: cytosol. The transcript is spliced from 4 exons. NCBI's taxonomy places the organism in Eukaryota, Fungi, Ascomycota, Sordariomycetes, Sordariales, Chaetomiaceae.